AUGAACAACUCUAUGGAGAAACUUGAAACAAUAAACACAGAAGAUAAAAACAUCAUAAUGCAAAAUAAAACAACAUCAGACACAGAGAUAUCAACAAGCAACAAUGAACAAGAAAGUCAAUUAGAACAUCAAAUAGAAUCAACUGAGGACAAGCCAAAUAUGGAACAUGAAAAUGUACCAGUGGACUCACUUGCAAGUCUGUACAACAAUGUAUGGGCAAACAAUACUGAUCUUAUAGAUAAAGAGAAUAAACAAGGUUUUACAGUAGUUUCCAAAAAAAAGCAUAGAAAUAAAAGCAGAAUCGCAAUCCCAAAAGUGGGAAGAACUACAGUCCUAGAGACAUUAGCUCCCUAUACAAAAGCCAGAGGACUGCAAUAG
Molecule: messenger RNA, 378 nt
Organism: Cetraspora pellucida
Lineage: Eukaryota; Fungi; Glomeromycota; Glomeromycetes; Diversisporales; Gigasporaceae
Source: the annotation of a GenBank genome assembly